GAAGGGUUACCGAAGGUGAACGUGCCAGCGGGACAUGCCACGUAGAUUUUGGCAACGUGCACUCGAAUCUUUCGAUGCGUAACAGAUUUCCUCAAAUUUGUUUUAGAUUAAAGGAAACUUGGAACAGGGUGAUUGCAUCGUAAGAUGAAUUAAUGUCCCCUGCGGAUAGGAAGGAGAAUGACAGGAUGCCGUGUUUGGGGGGUUCUGAUUCUUUUUAAUGCUUGGGUCUCGGCGGUGAACGAGAUCGGUGAGCGUACUUCGACGGACGAUGAGAGAAAAAGAUCAUUCGAAACGGAGGGUUCCGUGUACUCCUGGACGGGCCCGAACGCCCUGGCGAGAUCCGCUUUGGUGGAACGCCAGGAGAGAUUGCAAUACAAUUGCGAGGAAUUGUUUGGCGAGAAAAAUUCACGGGACGUAGACUUGGAUCCAGAAUCAUUUAGAAAUAUCCUCGUCGACGAGCAACACGAGCUUCUGUAUUGUUACGUUCCGAAGGUUGCCUGCACGAACUGGAAACGAGUUCUGAUGAUUGCUACGGGUAAAUGGCCAGGUAACGACCCUAUGGAGAUACCUGCGGAUCAGGCGCAUUCCCAGGGCACUUUUCAGAGGCUAAGCAACUACACCCUGCCCGAAAUAGAACGAAUGCUGGUGACGUACGACAAGCUGAUAGUCGUCAGGCAUCCCCUGGAAAGGCUGUUGUCUGCCUACAGGAAUAAGUUGGAAGCGAAACACGAGAAGAGUUCGAGAUACUUCCAAACUCGUUUCGGGAAGAAGAUCAUCAGGAGAUAUCGCCGGAACGCUACUGAGCAAUCUAUGGCCAAUGGAGACGACGUGUCGUUUCGCGAGUUCGUCGAGUUUAUAACUGAUGAUUCGGCGAAUGAUACGACGAACGAACACUGGAAGCCGAUAUAUGAACUCUGUCAGCCAUGCUUGAUUAAUUACAAUCUCGUGAGUAAAUACGAGAGCUUGGUCGAGGACGCGACGGAAGUAUUGGAGCGGAUGGGCGUCGACUCAGUCAAUUUCCCGGCGAAACCUGCGAGUAGCGAGCCUACGGCGAAGAAACUCGACAGGUACUACUCCACGUUGACGUACAAGCAGCUCCGAAAGUUGGCGAAUUUGUAUAAAUUAGAUCUAAAACUGUUCGAUUAUUCGCUGGAGGACGUAUUAGGUUUUUCGUUAGCGUGACUCGAUUUCGCGCAACGAUUCCUGAGAAGAAUACGCUUCGCGUUCAGACGCGUUAACGGUUAAAUAGGCUUAAGUAUUUGCGGUGUUCCACAUGUGCGAGUCGCGAUCAUGAAUGAUUCCUUUCUUCGAUGUGGGAAACAGUCUUUUUCGUGUACUCCGCUCGUUUCCAACAUGCCUCGUCAUUGUACUUACUACCAAUUAAUUAGUCGUUAAUUAAUGAGCCGAAUCAAUAAACGAAACGAACGUCUUAAGAAUUUUUCUCAACGGAAGGAUUCACCCACUCGUUUCGCUGCAUUUUUUAUAUUUAGAACGUGCGCGAGUCUGUGCCAAAAAUUUAAGUGUACAUAUACACAUGUAGAUGUAUAAAAAUGCACAUCGUUCGGUGCCAAUGGAACAUUCGUUGUUGACUUUCUCCGAAGGAACGUGAUCUUCGAAUAUAUAAAUCUUGAAUAUUUAUACAGAUGUUUCUUUUGGUAGACGGGCGUUCAACAUGGUGCCGUAUUAGUAUGCUCGUUAUUAUUGUAACAGAGAACUUUCGCCAUAUUCGAGUACCUAAUUGCGUGUAUGUAUAAAACGUGCAAUUCUGAUCGAUCUAUAAAUACCAGUCAGGUAUCAUUCCUAUUGAUGCCAAUGUAAUGUCAUUGACAAUAAAAAAAUAUUUUCUAUACCACGCA
Molecule: messenger RNA, 1856 nt
Organism: Ceratina calcarata
Lineage: Eukaryota; Metazoa; Arthropoda; Insecta; Hymenoptera; Apidae
Product: carbohydrate sulfotransferase 11
Exons: 5
Coding region: 178-1182 (334 amino acids)
Biological process (GO): carbohydrate biosynthetic process
Cellular component (GO): membrane
Molecular function (GO): sulfotransferase activity
Source: RefSeq, a predicted model, not a curated record